AUGGCCCCUGUGAAUGAGUAUGUGGAUCUCUUUUGGCAUGACCAUCCUUUAUGUUACAAAGUUGAUUUAAUUGCUGAUGGCUGCGAGGAGUGUCAUAAGUCUACUGGAAACUUUGUUGCUUGGAGCCCGUUAUAUGAAUGCUCUGUAUGCAAAAAAAGAUGGCAUCCCUCUUGCGUUCCAAGCUCACCAGUGAGUAUUAGACACCCCUGCCACAUCAGCCACUUCCUUGAGCUUUGCCUCCAAGGACUACCUAACUACGCUAACUGGAAAUGCAGCCUAUGUCAACAGACACUCUCCAGUUUUAUCUACCACUGUAAGCUAUGUGAUUUCAGAGUAGACAUGAACUGCGCAAAGAUGACCAUGGACUCACUCUCAUGGGGAGGGAUGUCUCCUUCACAUGUAACACUUGUGGUACACAUGGUGAGCGAAACCCUUAUGUAUGUCUUCCAUGCUCUCUCAUGUUUCAUUAUGAUUGUAUUGAUCUAA
Messenger RNA from Eruca vesicaria subsp. sativa (arugula), 486 nucleotides. The record is from the annotation of a GenBank genome assembly. Lineage: Eukaryota; Viridiplantae; Streptophyta; Magnoliopsida; Brassicales; Brassicaceae.